Messenger RNA from Talaromyces proteolyticus, 1143 nucleotides. Its product is annotated as glycoside hydrolase superfamily. Gene Ontology annotation, cellular component: extracellular region. The record is from RefSeq and is a predicted model, not a curated record. Gene Ontology annotation, biological process: chitin catabolic process; carbohydrate metabolic process. The coding region runs from base 1 to 1143 and encodes 380 amino acids. Lineage: Eukaryota; Fungi; Ascomycota; Eurotiomycetes; Eurotiales; Trichocomaceae. The transcript is spliced from 4 exons. Gene Ontology annotation, molecular function: chitinase activity; chitin binding.
AUGUAUCUUACAGGCCAACAUAACGUUGUCCCCGAGCCGUCGCUCGUAUCAAACGUGACACACGUUGCUUUGGCUUUCAUGCCUUCGUCGGCAUUUAAUGUACCCAAUGCAUCGAGUUGGCCCCUAUUCACCACUGUUGAGGACGUGCGUGCUAAAUUCCCUGAAACCACUGCGGUUAUGAUUGCUAUCGGGGGAUGGGGCGAUACCGAUGGCUUUUCAGUGGCAGCCGCCAGUGAAAAGAGUAGAAAAUUAUUUGCUCUGAAUGUAAAAGCAAUGCUCCAGCGAACUGGAGCAGAUGGUGUGGAUAUUGACUGGGAAUAUCCGGGUGGGAAUGGAGAAGACUACAAGACUGUCCCAAAUACCAGGAAAUCGUGGGAGAUCGAAGCGUAUCCUAAAUUGAUUUCUGAAAUUCGGAACGCCCUCGGUCCAGAUAAGUUGAUUUCAGCGGCUGUACCAGGAUUACGGCGAGACAUGAUUGCUUUUACCAGAGAGACUGUUCCAGUUCUCAAUGAGCUAUUGGACUUUUUCAAUAUUAUGACCUACGACCUGAUGAAUCGACGUGACAAAGUCACCAAGCAUCAUACAGGCCUGCAACUAUCGUUGGAUGGAAUACAUACUUAUCUUGAAAACGGGGUUCUGCAUGAAAAGGCAAAUCUAGGUUUCGCUUUUUAUGUGAAGUGGUUUAAAACAAGCUCCCAAGGAGGGUGUUCGGUAAACCCCGUUGGAUGCAAAACUGUGUUGAUGGAAGACCCGGUCACAGGCGCUGAUCUCGGGCAAACAGGAGCGUUCUCCUGGCAUGAUGAAAUCCCACCAGCACUAGCCCAGUCCUUUGCCAAAGCUUCAGAACACGGCCGAUAUGAUACGAAAGGCGGUGGGUAUUACUAUUGGGACCAGGUAGAAGACAUUUUCUGGACAUGGGAUACAACCGAUGCGAUAUCGAAGAAGAUCCCGUUGAUAGUCGACAAGAGUCAACUAGGAGGAGUUUUUGCCUGGGGGUUAGGCGAGGAUGCUCCUCGAUUCGACCAUCUAAGAACACUAACACACAGCCUAAAAGAAAGAUCGCAGGGACUGAGAUUGCAAAUGAGUGAUGGAUUGACCGGCGGGCUACCUCUGUCGGAAGAACACUGGAGAGAAGAAUUAUGA